AUGAUGUCUCCAGCUCUCCCUCGACACGAGACCGACAGAGGACUCAUUGAUGACGAGAUAUUAGAUCAGCCGAUGUUAGUUGGUGACACAUUUUCGCAUUCGGAGUCCAUAGACUGUCUCUCAGCUGUAAGGCGAAUGGAAUUUGAGGCGGAGAAAGCUACGCUCAUUUCAAUAGAUCGUUCACUCAUCGAGGAUAACGAUACGCUGUAA
Messenger RNA from Strongylus vulgaris, 210 nucleotides. The record is from the annotation of a GenBank genome assembly. NCBI's taxonomy places the organism in Eukaryota, Metazoa, Nematoda, Chromadorea, Rhabditida, Strongylidae.